ACUUUUGAGGCUUGCAUGAGCCUCUGCGGUUAAAAAGAAGACGGAAAUUACCCGUGAGACAGUUUAUCACAAGCACCACGCUUGAGGAUCUUGUGGCCAAUGUCACAAGAAGAAGUCGAAGAUAUUUUGGGAAAAGUGUAAGGUAGAUUGAUUUAGUUAGCGAGUGGAGUGACCUUUUUGAAAAUAUCAAAGAACGUCUUGUUUUUUUUUUGGCAAAGUGAAUCGACUUAGGAGUGGAAAUGCGGUGGUUUAUUUCGAUGAUAGCAAUAUUAUCUGUUGUCAACUGCAGACCCCAGAAUGCCCAAAAUACUCCAGGAACUACAGUCGAAUUGGAGAAACAAUCGAUAGUAGAACUGAAAGCCAACAACCCAGAUCAGAAAAGUAUUGAAGCAAACACCAAUGCCAUUCUAGAAAAAAUAGCAGCAGUGAACAAGAAACAAGGUGUACCAAAGAAGCAAUCCACCAACAACUACUUUCAGAUUCCCUCCAGUUUUUCCAGGUCUCAAGAAGAACCCAAGCAUCGUGAUACUCCCCGAGCGGACUUCAGAUUUCCUACAAACCCCUUCAGCAACCCUAUAUUCGACUAUCUGGAAAGAGACAAACAAUCAGAUGGAGAUGAACGCGAGCACCAAACGAAGUACGCCGUCACGAACAAGAGACAGUCACAACAAUAUCCGUAUCCAGUCGGCUAUGAAGUUUCAUCCACCAAUCACAACGCGGAAGUUGCGGAAGAAGACUUGAUACCAGGACAGUACGUGAAACGAAAGAUAGUACACCAACAGUCAGUGUUAGUUCCGAAUCCUAACUACUUUGGUCAACCCAUGAUGCCACCAAACUAUCCUCCGAAUAAUAUGAUACCCUAUCCCAUGCAAACACCUUUCCUUAUGCCAGGUUUACCAAUCGAACAUCCUCAAAUUGGGGAACAAAACAGUACUGGAGAGCAAACCAUCAUGAGUGAUUUAGAACGACAGACUAUCGAUAACAUAAAAAACAUCGUAUCGAAUUCUCAGCUGAGGAACCCAGUGUAUCCAGGGUAUUACAACCCUUAUGAGCAGCAGCAAAUAGGAAAUAACCCGAGCGAACUCCAGUAUGGUUUCUUAGAUCCCAACAAAGAGGUUCUUGGUCAAGCUCCAGCGCAGAAUCCUGGCUAUCAGAUUUACGGACCGUUUCCACUACCCAACCAAGAACAAGCUCGCCAAAACUGGAACUGGCCUGGAGCUAACUUCUUCCCUAUUUACAUCAAAGAUCCUUUCCUUCAGAUGUACAAUGCCGUCACUAGUAUGAUAGAGUAUGGCCCUAACGCUGGUAUGCAAAACCCUUGUCCUCUGUCCAGACCAGCUAACAAGAAUAAGCUGAAAACAGAGGCUUUGCUGAGAGAAGGGAAAACUGCUGAUACAGACAGCACGAAAAUUAGCGUGGAAGUUAAUGGAGACAGUGCCUCUCCUGAAAUUACAAUCAACGGGCUGAAUUCCCCAGACAACAACGGUUCCUAUCUAGACAUAGAGAACCUGGACAUAGGCACUGGCAAAGACAACAGCAUGAAGUUCACGGUGAGCGUCAAAACUGAAGAAAGAGUCGGCAAAGACUCUUCAGAACCGAGAUCCACUUGGGACAAAGUCAAAGUAACUGGCAAGUCUAACUCCCUGGUGCUUAACUCUUCAAGACAGAACGGAAAAAACCAAGAACUCCCAAAAGAUAUGAGACCUAUCACAAUCUUCAAGAACCAAAUGCCGCCUAAGCCUACUCAGACCGUUUUGUCCCCUCCGAUUCGUGAUCCUACCCACCAGACUGAUGAAUUCGGAGACGAGAGUGAAGAGGACGAUAAAAGCGAAGAACUGAUCUCCAACGACCACAACAAGAAGUUAUUCAGCAGGGACAACACUGGAAGUGGUGUCUUCAUACAUAAGCUGAAGGUCAGGAAAGGUGGGGUGGCUAUAGCUGGACCAGGGGGUAUAGCUACAGCUGGCAGCGGAGGCACUGCUAUUGUGGGACCUAAUGGGAUCGCUUAUACACAACCUGACAGUUUGGCCAUUGCUGGUUCUGGAACGAAGGUCAUAGCUGUAGAUCCAGCAGUCAAUUUGGGGGAACUGGUUAAUAGUACCUUAGGUGGGAAUAGAACGAGGCUAGAGGGGCUAGCUCAUUCUAGGGUUGGGAAAGUAGUAGCUGUAGGGCCAGUCGUUUAUUAUAAUAAAGGUUAGGCUUUUAUUGAAAGAAGAAUGAGUUCUUUUUGUAUAUACUUAUAAGCAGUAAUUGACUUUUUGAGGAUUCAGUUAUGCCCAUUUGAUCAUUUGUUAACAUAUCCAUGAUUCAGGAUGAAAUCCGAAAAUUAUUGUUUUAUCUGAUUCAAAUUAUAUAAUAUGUAUCUAUAAUUCAGUAUUGUAGCCUCCAAAAUUGGUCUUAUCAAACUCUUUUUCCAAUUCGAAUAAUGAGGUAUGUAUGCAGAUAUAUUGAAGAUUUGCUAGGAAAGAGAUGCUUGAAGCUCAAUUAAAAAUGCCUUAUCUUGUCAAAUAACUAGAAGUAAUUAGUAUCAGUUAGAGAGUGUUGUGUUGAAAAAAUAUAUAGAAGAUGCUUUAAAUUUUUUCCUGCAAUGGUGGGAUCGUCUAAUGACAUCAGGAAAAAAUAUAUUGAAUGAUAUAAGAUACUCAAUGUCUCAAUGUCUACUAUUUUAUAUAAAUUCAUUAAAUGAGCAGUUAGGGAUUAUGGAUUAGACAUUUAACAAUAGAUCAGUAUAAUAAGAUAAUUAUGUCUUCUUUCAAAGUCAACAUUGGACUGCUUCACAGUAGGUGAAUUGGUAUUGGUCAGUUAUAUAACUGUGUUGUGAUCUUCAUAAAUAAAUAAUAUUACUUCAG
Molecule: messenger RNA, 2849 nt
Organism: Phaedon cochleariae (mustard beetle)
Lineage: Eukaryota; Metazoa; Arthropoda; Insecta; Coleoptera; Chrysomelidae
Source: the annotation of a GenBank genome assembly